Molecule: messenger RNA, 306 nt
Organism: Rotaria sordida
Lineage: Eukaryota; Metazoa; Rotifera; Eurotatoria; Philodinida; Philodinidae
Source: the annotation of a GenBank genome assembly
AUGGAUAUUAUAGAUGAUUUACAAACGAAAUUAAUUAAAGAAACAAUUGGUGAAGAUGCAACAGAAGAUGAAAUUCAAUGUGGUUUGAGAAUAUUUCGUAGUGCUCAUCAAUUAUAUUCAAAUGAUAAUGAAUUUCAUAAUUUAUCUCUUUAUGUUCGACAUAAUCGUGCAAAACAAGGAAAUCUUCAUAUUGGAGAUUUGGCAAUUGAUAUUCAAUUAUUGAAUAUGAAUGGUGAAUUUGUAUCAUUAUUAUCUUAUUUUCAUUCAAAUCAACCAUUAUUAAUCAUAGCUGGUUCAUAUACUUGA